AAAUUUGUUGUGUUGCUUAAAUACUUGCUUAAAUACUUGCUAAAUACUUGCUAUUUCUUUACAAGAUCUCAGGCCUCGGGGUCAAUUAAUGAUGAGCGUCAAAUGCAGUCGGCGCUACGGCUGGCCGUGUCAGCGACCCACCGGCUCGGCCACGGCCAACAGGCAGCCGGCUCCGACGUCAAGUAGGCGCUACGGUUCCUGACGCCAGCAGGAGCACUUGACCAGCAGCUCACCGCCACCGCACAGGACCUGGCACAGCUCGGCACAGGCAUGCACAUUGACCCAGCAGUGGUGCAAGAAUGCGAAUGGCACGUCAGUCACCAGAUCUGCAGUGAUGUCGCCCGGCUCUGACGAUGGCGCACAGCCGCCGUGUCCGCGGUCUCCGUCGCCGCCGCGGUAUGCGGCGCUGGGCGGCGACUCGUACAUGUCGCGGUCUCGCCAUUGGGGGCCGAACGAUUCGCGGCUCCCGCCGACCCCGCCGGCGACGAGUUUCCUCCGGCGAGUCCUGCGCCGUCUGGCGUGGUCGACGCUGCCCGGGAGGUUCCUGGCUGGCAAGCUGCUGCUGUGUCUACCGACGCACAGAGUUUUGUCGUGGCUGUGCUGUCCGCGGCCGUGCUCCACGGUUGCGACGUCUGCGGCCAAGCUGCCCGCUGCUGAGCUCCGCGGCCGAGCUGCCAGCGGCCGCGCUCUGCGGCCGUGCUCUGCGGUCGUGCUCUGCGGCCGUGCUUCCCGUGGCUGGGCCCUCCGUGGUCCCGUGAUCGUGGCCGCGGCGAGGGUGCCGCGACCUGCGCGGUGCCGUGCGGUGCAGUGAUGGCGCCGCGCACUGUGCAGUGAUUGUGCCGAGCGCUGCGUACGCGGUGGGUGCCGCGCGCCGCGCUGUUGAGCGUACCGUAUUCGGACGGUGGCUGCCGCGCGCAGCGUGGUGAUUGCUGCGCUCUGCCAUGAGUGCCGCUCACUGCCGUGGCCUGAGUGCCGCGCUCGGACGGAGUGCCACGCGCCGUUGUGUUGCGUCGCCUUCUGCCUUUUGAUAUGUGCUAUCUCCGAAUUUAAUGUUGCUUGUUGCCGAUGUUCGCUUCUUUUCGUUAAGAGGGUCGGGUAUAGUCGGUCGAUUUAUUCGCACCGUUUGAUUUCGUACCGGCUUCUCUUCUGUUUCUUAUUGUUUUCUGCGAUGUCACUUGUCCGAUUUUAUAUCUGAUUAAUUCACGUAUUUAAGUAUUUAUUUUAUAUUGUCAUAAUAACUUACGGCGCUGUUCCUUUAUUUUCUGUUUAGUUGCAGCCCUAGUACCUUAAUUUCCGAUGUCUCUUCGGUUUGUUGUCGCUCGCAUGUUCAGAGAGUCCUGGUUGGCCGGCGCGAGCGGCGGUUGUGGAAUACAAGCUCGUCUGUGAA
Molecule: messenger RNA, 1387 nt
Organism: Amphibalanus amphitrite
Lineage: Eukaryota; Metazoa; Arthropoda; Thecostraca; Balanomorpha; Balanidae
Exons: 4
Coding region: 335-811 (158 amino acids)
Source: RefSeq, a predicted model, not a curated record